Molecule: messenger RNA, 426 nt
Organism: Pieris macdunnoughi
Lineage: Eukaryota; Metazoa; Arthropoda; Insecta; Lepidoptera; Pieridae
Source: the annotation of a GenBank genome assembly
AUGGAGGUAAUUGAACUGUAUAUCUACGCUAAAACCAAUCUUAUUCUUCUAAGAUUUUUCACUGGGACCGAGCCCAUGGAAUCGCUGAGCGGUUUCCAUAUGUUUGAUAAUAUAUCGCGGUCGGCCUACUGCUGGAGCGAUAGAGUGAAAGAAAACCUGCUGCAGUUGAAAGCCAGUAAUUGGCGAGAGCUGGCAAAGGAGAGGGAGCGCUGGAAGAUUCUCAUUUCGGAGGCAAAGAAACUUUUUGGAUUGCCGAGCCAGCGGACAACCCUGCAGCUUACGGGUAGCGCAAACAAAGUGCGCAAACGGUGCCGGUACCAGCUCAUGCAAUUAUCUAAUUACGAACGCGAGCGUGGCGGCAAAACGUACGCAAACAUGACGUCACACGGAUUACCGUGUUUGCUAAAUUUGGACAGCUACGGCUAA